Molecule: messenger RNA, 706 nt
Organism: Anopheles gambiae (African malaria mosquito)
Lineage: Eukaryota; Metazoa; Arthropoda; Insecta; Diptera; Culicidae
Gene: Lamtor3
Product: ragulator complex protein LAMTOR3 homolog
Exons: 2
Coding region: 206-580 (124 amino acids)
Biological process (GO): cellular response to amino acid stimulus; positive regulation of TOR signaling
Cellular component (GO): Ragulator complex
Source: RefSeq, a predicted model, not a curated record
GCAAUAUGGUUGCCGUGGAGAAAUGACGCUGCGAGCUGUCAUAAGUGUGUGUAUUUUCUUAUCAAAACGUAAUCUGUUUGGCGGUUAGAAGAGGAGGGCAAAACUUUACGGAAAAGGGCAAAAAACACACACACCAACACACUUGCAAACGCAACCUCUCCGCAUUCGAAAGGGCUCCGAAGUUCCGAAAGACGAAGCCUCCAGCAUGACGGACGAUGUGAAGCGGUUUUUCCACAACAUCCGGAAACGUGUUGCCGGGCUGAACUGUAUCAUCAUCACCGACCGGGACGGCGUGCCGCUGAUGAAGGUGGGCGACGACAAAUCGCUCGGCAUGAUCAUGAAGCCAUCGUUCCACACCACCUUCACGAUGGCGACGGAGCAGUCGAACAAGCUCGGACUGGGCCGUAACCGGAACAUCAUCUCCGUCUACACCGGCUACCAGGUGGUGCAGAUGAACAAGCUGCCCCUGCUCGUCACGUUCAUCGGCACGGAAAGCUGCAACAUCGGCCACAUACUGGCCCUGGACCAGCAGAUCGAGCUGGUGCUGGACGAGGUGAAGGUGGCCGUUACGGAAACGUGAAGGCCUCUCCCCGGUCGUGCGCGUUCGUCACGCUUCGAGCUUCGAGUGCAACUCCCAAAUGUGCCGUCAGAGGAUAAAAGUUUAUUCACAAAUCGAUUAAAACAAAAUAGUUCUCUUUUCACUUAA